Lactuca saligna is the source of this 1342-nucleotide messenger RNA. The record is from the annotation of a GenBank genome assembly. NCBI's taxonomy places the organism in Eukaryota, Viridiplantae, Streptophyta, Magnoliopsida, Asterales, Asteraceae.
CUUUUCAUUGCCAAACCAGUGUAUCUUGAAACUCAAACUCAAACUACAAUACUAACGUGUUUCAAAUUCCCUCUGAAAAAUGCCGAUCCCGGUUAUUGACUUCUCCAAGCUUAAUGGUGAGCAGCGAGCUCAGACAAUGGCUCAGAUAGCAAAUGGAUGUGAGGAAUGGGGAUUCUUUCAGUUGGUGAAUCAUGGGAUUCCAGUUGAGCUUCUUGAGAGGGUGAAAAAGGUGAGCACCGAGUGCUAUAAGUUAGAGAGGGAAGAGCACUUCUUCAAAGACUCAGCACCCGUAAAGUUAUUGAAGGAGUUAGUCCAUAAGAAAAGUGAAGACAAGGUAGAUAACAUGGACUGGGAAGAUGUCUUCCUUCUCUCAGAUGAUAACGAAUGGCCACCAAAGACCGCAGGGUUCAAGGAAACCAUGACUGAAUACCGAGCAGAAUUGAAGAAACUGGCAGAGAAGCUAAUGGAAGUGAUGGAUGAAAACCUGGGAUUACCGAAGGGGUGCAUCAAGAAGGCUUUCAAUGGAGGAGAAGGAGAAAAGGCGUUCUUUGGGACAAAGGUCAGCCAUUAUCCACCUUGCCCUCAUCCAGAAAUGGUGACAGGUCUGCGGGCUCACACUGAUGCUGGAGGCAUCAUCCUUCUCUUCCAGGACGAUGAGGUCGGUGGUCUUGAGAUUCUUAAAGAUGGUAAAUGGACAGAUGUUCAACCACUCCGCAACUCGAUUGUCAUCAAUACUGGUGACCAGAUUGAAGUCUUGAGUAAUGGAAGAUAUAAAAGUGUUUGGCAUCGUGUUCAGGCUAUGCCCAAUGGGACUAGGAGAUCAAUAGCCUCGUUUUAUAACCCAUCUUUUAAUGCCACCAUAGAACCUGCAACACAACUAGUUGAAAAAGACAACAAGGAGGUCAAACAAGUUGGUUACCCCAAGUUCAUCUUUGGUGAUUACAUGUCCGUAUAUACCGAACAGAAGUUCCUCCCAAAAGAACCAAGGUUCGAAGCUGUAAGAGGUGUAUACGAUGAGAAAGAUUUAAUCUUUUCAGUUUAGGGUUUGUGAUAAAGAUGAUGAUCAUGGGUAAUUAUAAGCUUUUACCCAAGUGGCAAAAAUGGUCUCGUGGGUUUGUCCUUCUGCUGCUAAUUAUGCAGAUUGUGUACACAGCUUUACUAUUAUUCUGUUUGAUGUUUCUGUUGUGUGUUUGCUUUCCAAACCAUUGCAAAUCUUGAUAUUGUUCAUGAUUGCUGCUUUGUGUCACUGGUAUAUCUGUCAUUUCCUUUAUUUCUUCAUGUAAUUACUAAUACAUUGUAAUAUAUACUGAGUAAUUUACCAUCUAAGCGAAGGCACUUAUUU